Molecule: messenger RNA, 1386 nt
Organism: Nerophis lumbriciformis (worm pipefish)
Lineage: Eukaryota; Metazoa; Chordata; Actinopteri; Syngnathiformes; Syngnathidae
Source: RefSeq, a predicted model, not a curated record
AUGGCCGCGCCGUCAGUAGUCAUGCAGACGAAAAGGGCUGCUUCUACAUUGUUUUCCAAAACGCGUUCAUUUAAAAGUAGAUUGACAUUUUUGGAAUUUAGUGUUGUUUUGCUUUCGCUAGCUUCCUUGUUAAAAUGUGCUGCGGCCGACGGUAAAACGCUGGUUCUUCUGGACAAUCUCAAUAUUAGAGAGACCCAUUCAAUCUUCUUCCGCAGUUUGGCAGAUCGUGGCUUUGAUCUUACAUUCAAGACCGCUGAUGAUCCUUCGCUUUCACUAAUCAAAUAUGGUCAGCUCCCAUACGAGCAUCUCAUCAUCUUUUCACCGUCAGUUGAAGACUUUGGAGGAAGUAUCAAUGUGGAGACAAUUACAUCCUUCAUUGAUGGCGGUGGAAAUGUCUUGGUUGCUGCCAGUUCUGAUAUUGGUGACCCAAUAAGGGAGCUAGGCAGUGAGUGUGGGAUUGAGUUUGACGAGGAGAAGACUGCUGUCAUUGACCAUCACAAUUUUGACAAGUCCGAUCGAGGAGAGCACACCCUGAUUGUUGCUGACCCAGAGAACCUGCUGAAAGCUCCAACCAUUGUUGGCAAAACCAAUAAACCAGUCCUGUUUAAGGGUGUUGGCAUGGUGGCAGACCCCGACAACCCUCUUGUUCUUGACAUUCUCACAGGAUCUUCAACAGCCUACUCCUUUUUUCCCGACAAACCCAUUUCCCAGUACCCUCAUGCUGUGGGGAAAAACACCCUGCUGAUUGCUGGCCUACAAGCCAGAAACAACGCCAGAGUGGUUUUCAGUGGUUCACUGGACUUCUUUAGUGAUGCCUUCUUCAAUGCUGAUGUCCAAAAAGCUGCACCUGGAUCUCUGUUGUAUGAGCAAACGGGUAACCGGGAACUGGCCGAGGCGCUCUCUCGUUGGGUGUUUAAAGAGGCUGGCGUCCUCAGGGUGGGUAAAGUUAGCCAUCAUCCAGUAGGAGAGAACACUCCCCCAGCAGCGUAUACAAUCACCGACCUUGUGGAGUACAGCAUUGUCAUCGAGAUGCUCUCUGACGGUGACUGGGUUCCUUUUGACGGUGACGAUAUCCAACUGGAGUUUGUGAGAAUUGACCCCUUUGUCAGGACGUACCUCAAGAAAGAUGGUGGUACAUACAGCGUCCAGUUCAAGUUGCCUGACGUUUAUGGAGUUUUCCAAUUUAAGGUGGACUACAACCGCCUGGGAUACACACACCUAUACUCCUCCACACAGGUUUCAGUGCGUCCCCUGCAGCACACCCAGUAUGAACGCUUUAUCCCAUCGGCCUUCCCGUACUACGCCAGCGUCUUCUCUAUGAUGUCAGGACUCUUCAUAUUCAGUUUUGUCUUCCUGCACAUGAAGGAGAAGGAAAAGUCUGACUAA